UCGGAGCUCUAGGCGCGUCCUCGGCCCACCUGACCUUCAGCCAGCAUGACGGCGACGGCUCGCCCGCAGUUGGCGCUCGCAGCCGCGCUGUCGCUUCUCUUUGGUCACAUCACUUACACAACAGCAGCUAAUCCUACAAGACCUCAAGUGUGUCGUACCUUCGGCAGCGGUGUGUACGAGGCUUUCAGCGGCGAUGUGUUCCACGUGAGAACCACGUGCCCCUCCACUCUGGUGCACAUCACUCGUGAUAACGUGGACUACAUUAUCGCGGUCACGCGUGGAAGCAGUGGCCUGAUAACCAAACUUGAGAUAACUCUAAAUGGAAUCAGCACUGUCGUGGAAAACGGCACAACGUUUGUGGAACACAAAAGUGUUUCUCUGCCUUAUGAUCAAAUGUACAAGCACAUCUUCCCGUACGGCAUCUUCACCAAACUGCGCAGCCGGAUCCUGCCCCUGGCCGUCGUCUGGCACGUUUCUGGGGGAGAGAUUGAUUACCUCUGGGUGGAGCUGGAAGACACGAUGCAGGAGAAGACAGGACUCUGUUGGGCAGAUGCCGGAACAGUGACCACGAUGUUUAAGGGCGAAUGUAUCUUGGACUCCAAAGAAGGACAAAAUAAGGGUUGCAAAGUUGUGUCAGAAUUGUCUUCGUGUGUCCAAAAUAUACAAAAGACUCACUGCAGGCAAAAUGUUUAUAACCAUGAAAAUGACAAGAGAGUGGAGUGUGCAUUGUACACUGUCAUGGUGCUGCAGUGCCCCUCAGACUUACUCGACGUUCUGUCUCACUGGAGAGAUGACACGAAGUGCCCUGCGCCCACUUGCCCAGGUAACCUCAUUUUUAAGGAGAGGGGCAAUCCGUACAUACCCACCUGCUCCAAUCCUAGCGUGAGCAGCAGUGAAGAGGAGACCUACACCUGUGCGUGCCCAGAAGGCCUGGUGCUGAAUGACCUGGAGGGCCGGAGGGAGUGCGUGUAUGAGAGUCACUGCCCCUGCGAGUCUGCGGGCCAGGUGUUCAAACCCGGCCAGCGGCGGGAGGAGAAGUGCAAGUCAUGCGUCUGCCAGAGCGGCCAGUGGAAGUGUGUCAGCAAAACCUGCCCAACAAGCUGCAGCAUCGAGAGGGAGUAUGUGACGACGUAUGACGGCAAGCGCUACCAGCUGCCGCAGAAGUGCACGUACAUAGCGUCUCGGCAGCGGGGGAGUAACUUCACUCUUCAAAUUUCAUUUUCUGAGAAAACAACUUCUUUAGAAAGAGUCUCUCUUGAGUUUCAACAGCAUUCCUACGUUUUCUCCAGUGAGGGUGUGACAGCAGACGGAAAUAAAAUAACCGAGUUCUACCAGAGUGACAGUCUGAUGAUCUUCCGGCAGUCCUCAAUGUACAUACAGGUGCAGACAACAUCUGGCAUCAAGAUUCAAGUCCGAAUUUCACCAAAAGUUCAGUUGUACAUAACAUUACCUGAUACAGAGCGUGGAAUGGUUCAAGGACUUUGUGGGAACUUCAACAAUAAUACCAUGGAUGACUUUGAAGACAGUACAAGCAUGAUACAGACAUCCCCUGAAGCAUUUGCUCUGUCCUGGAGUGUGGGGGAUUGUUCAGGCGACAUUCCCAAAACCUGCAGCUCCUCUGAGAAAGAGGAAUACGCCCGAGUGCACUGUUAUUCUCUGAUCAGCUCCCCCGGAAUAUUUGCCAAAUGCCACGAUGUUGUGCCGACAGAAGACUACUUCAAGGCAUGUGUGCAGACCACUUGCGAGUGUGACACUGCUAUGGAGGACUGCCUGUGUGUUGCCCUCGCUAACUAUGCCAAGGCCUGUGCAAAACAGGACGUUGCUGUGGGCGACUGGAGGACAGACACCAAAUGCUUGCCAGUGUGUACGGAUACCCCUCAGUUUGGCUACGAUGUGCAUGCCUGUAACUCCACCUGCCGGUCGCUCUCGGGAUAUGACCCCACCUGUGAAGUGGAGGACGCCCCUGUGGAAGGGUGUUUCUGCCGUGAGGGAAGUCUCCUGAACACUGACUUAACCUGUUCCUCUACGGCGGAUUGCAACUGUCACUACCAGGGCACCAUUGUUCCACUGCGGACCAAGGUCGUCAUUAAUAAUCAAGAAUGCUAUUGUAAAGGUGGAGAGCUUGAAUGCAGGGACAAACAGGAAGAAUGUAAAGAUGGGAAGAUAUUUGUGCAAUGUUAUGAGUCAUCGAAAAGCACAGACCCAAGAACAUGUGACUCUUGGAUUAGGGGCUUUAGCACUGUAGCAGCCUGCAGGAGUGGAUGCUACUGCCCUGAGGGCAAGUAUGAGGACCAUAACGGCACCUGUGUGUCCCCUAAAGACUGCACCUGCAUGUGGAAUGACAUGGUUUACAGGACGGGACAGCGUGUUGACAUGAAAUGCCGAACAUGCACAUGUGAGAGUGGGAAGUGGAUAUGUUAUUCCAAGCCAUGCACUGGGACAUGCCAGGUACAUGGGCAUGGCCAUUUCCAGACAUUCGACUCAAAGUGGUACCAUUUCGAGGGUAACUGCGAGUACACAAUGGUGCAGGACGCCUGUGGCAGGGGAUCUGGACAGGGGACCUUCUCCAUCCGAAUAGAGAGUGUCCCAUGCUGUGAUGAGGGCCUGACCUGCUCUCGGCGUAUCAAACUGGACCUGCAGGGUAAAAUCAGGCUGACUUUAGAUGAAUUGAAGGUGACACACUCAUUCCUGGAUCCUUCGUACAUCAUCCCAGUGAAGCCUCUGUACUCAGUCCACACUGUGGGCCUCUACUACAUGAUCUCAGUGGAAAGCAUGGGCAUCACCCUGAUAUGGGACAAGCACACCAGAGUUUCCAUCACUCUUGGGGACAGCUGGAAAGGAAAGGUGUGUGGCCUCUGUGGGAACUUCAAUGACAGAGAGAGGGACGACUUCCAGCUGAAGGGGUCGAUGGAGGAGGUGGUGAAUGCAGUGAGAUUCGGAAAUAGCUGGAAGAUGUCCUUCCCUGUCUGCACAGACAUGCCUACAGAAGGCAACAUUGACGACGGCUUCCCCUGCAAGCGCAACUCCUACUGCGCCCACUGGGCCCAGCGACGCUGCAUGCUGAUCCACAGCGACAUCUUCAAGGACUGCAAGGUGGACCCUGAUCCCUACUACGAGGCCUGCAUCCUUGAGUCUUGCUCCUGCAACAUGGUGGGAACCUUCCAAGGCUUCUGCACUGCUGUGGCCACGUAUGCGGAGGCGUGCAGCGAGCACGGCGUCUGUGUGGAAUGGAGGACCCCCGAUCGCUGCCCUGUGUACUGUGACUACUACAACAAAGAGCAUGAGUACAGCUGGCAUUAUGAGCCAUGUGGGGUUUCCAGUCCAACCUGUGGCAAAAACAAUAAGUUCCUUGGGAAGCUUGAAGGCUGUUACCCCAGGUGUAGGCAGCCAGGGCACUAUUUUGAUGAGAACACCAGGAGAUGCACCACCUUGAAGAAUUGCACCUGUUUUUACAAUGAAACUGUGCCACCAGGUGGAUCUGUAACAACGCACAAUGAGACCUGCAUUUGUGUAAAUGGAGGUUUUCGUUGUGUUCCUUUCACUUCAACAACUACAAGUACAACAACUACAACUGUAUCAACAACUACACCUACAACAACAACUGAAUCAACAACUACACCUACAACAACAACUACAACUGAAUCAACAACUACACCUUCCAUAUCCCCAACACCAACUGUAUCAACAACUACACCUACAGUUACUCCAACACCAACUGGAUCAACAACUACAACUACAACAACAACUACAACUGAAUCAACAACUACACCUUCCAUAUCCCCAACACCAACUGUAUCAACAACUACACCUACAGUUACUCCAACACCAACUGAAUCAACAACUACACCUACCAUAUCCCCAACACCAACUGUAUCAACAACUACACCUACUGCAACUCCAACACCAACUGAAUCAACAACUACACCUACAGUAACUCCAACACCAACUGCAUCAACAACUACACCUACAGUUACUCCAACACCAACUAAAUCAACAACUACAACUGUAUCAACAACUACAAGCACAGUAACACCGCCACCAGGGUGUAGAUGCACGGAUGAAGAUGGGAAAAUAUGGCAGUGUGGUUCCAAGUGGACAGAUGCAUGUCGAGAGAAGAUAUGUGACAAUGGAACAAUUUACGAAGAAGCAGAUGUAAAGUGCCCUGCUGUGGCAGAGCCAGACUGCCCCUACAAAACCAAAGUCCCACUGCAGGACUGCCCGGAAUGCUUCGAAUGGGAGUGUGACUGCCGGUGCACACUCUAUGGAGACCCUCACUAUAUUAGCUUUAAUGGCACAAGAUACACCUACCUCGAUAACUGCACUUACAUCCUGAUGGAGGAGAAGAAGCCAAUUUAUGACUUUUCAGUUAUGGUGGACAACUAUUACCGACCUACAGUGAUGGACGGCUCCUUCUCCAAGGGCAUCAUACUGAACUAUGGCAGCAAUCAUGUGACCCUCACUGUGGUAGCAGCACAGAAAGCCAUUCAGGCUACACUAAACCAGAGGGUUGUGAUGCCACCUCAUACGGAGCAGGGGAUCCGAUUUGACGGCGGGAAGACAGACGUUUAUGUUCAUAUUGAUGCAAUCCGCUCUUACGUUCGCCUCACCUACCUCAACAGAGUGGAGGUCUCUGUGCCCUGGAAGCUGUUCAAUCACAACACCCAGGGACAAUGCGGUGUGUGUGGUGGAGGCGACUGUAUUCGCAGAAAUGGUAUUCAGGAAAAUGCCGACUGCUGUGAUGAAGCUGCUAGUGAAUGGCUUUACCAAGACUCUCAGAAACCCUAUUGCCCGAAAUCCCCUCCAUCCCCUUCCUGCAAGCCUCCAGACCCAGAAUGCUUAUCUCCUGAGUCUCCCACAUCUCCCAUAUGUGAUCUGCUCAAACACGAAGUCUUCUCUGAGUGCGGUAAGAAGGUGGACCUUGAAACAAUAUACAAGAACUGCAGGUUUGACUUGUGUGUGACAAAGAACACCACCUACGACUGUUCAUCAGUGGCGCAAGCAGCCGACACGUGCAGGAAAAACGGCUUCUGUGUGCAGUGGACACAUCUGACCAACGGAACCUGUGGAAUCACCUGCCCUGAAGGUAUGGUCUAUAAGGAAUGCCCUGACAACACCACCAACACCAAUUACUGUCAAGGAGGAGAGCCAAUUCAGGGGGACCCCACAAGGACCCUAGAGCCUGGAUGCUUCUGUCCAGACAACAAGUUCCUUGCAGAACAAGACAAAGAAUACUGUGUCUCCACCUGUACUACCUGCAGGGGUCCUGCUGGGGAACCCAUGGAGCCUGGUGAUACAUGGGAGGCCAGUUGCUACCAAUGCACCUGCAGCAAUGUCACCAAAUCUGCAGAGUGUAAACCCAAGCCCUCCCCACCUCCUCCCACCUGCAAGGAAAACGAGAUUCUGGUCACCUUCAAUGGGACGGACUGCUGUCACUUGACUACUUGUGUUGAGAUGACAUGCAAAUACAAAGGCAAGACUUAUAAGGUUGGAGAUAGAUGGACUGACCCCUCCCAGCCCUGUGAGUCAUAUGUCUGUGACGAAAGUGGACUUCAGAAGGAGACAAAAGUUUGUGCUGAGGAGCAGUGUGCUGAGGAACUCAGAGUUUGGGACAAAGACCAUUGCUGUUACACAUGUGAUCAGACAUGUAGUCCGAGGAUGACCAAAGUGAACGUCUCAGUGGAAGACUGCAAAGAGGAGGCGGAGCUCCCUGUGUGUAUGGGCCAAUGUGGAUACAGCUCUCGGUUGGUACAAGGUACACUGAAUCAGGAGGACAUUUUCCAUAUGAAGAAGGAAUGUCAGUGCUGUCAGGAGCUGACGUCAGAGGAGCGCACUUUAACUGUGACAUGUGGUGGAAACAUCUCCAAAUCCUAUAAGUACAGGCACAUCACGAAGUGCGAGUGUAAUAUCUGCACAUAGCAGCCUGGAACUCUGUCCCCCUGUAUUGCCAUUUCUUACAGUCUCUGCAGGUGAUUUUAAAUGCCAGUCUCUGGGCUGUUCCAACAGGCCUUAAACUUAACUGCUGUAAAGAAUUAUGUUUAGAAUGGUAACAGCUACAAUAUACCAACAUAAUACUUACAGCAUCCAACAUCAUACUUUAUAAAUAACAAUACUUUUUGUCCUGAAAAUAACUAUAAGCAGGCACUAUGCUUCAAAGCGUGUGAACUGCUCCAUAGUCAUAUAUAAGAUGCUCUUUAAGUGUUACUAAAAUGUUUACCUUGGGAAAGUCGGAUUGGCAGAGAAUUUCUCACGCAUGGAAAUUGCUGAAUUCAGAGGGAUUUUAAAUCAGGGUAUCUUAUAUGAUUUUAAUGUAGCAAACUUUAUCAAAGAAAUCAAGCAUAAUGAAGAUGGCAGUUAAUAUGAUUGAACCAUCUUUCAAAUAUCUGUUCCUAAUGAUA
Messenger RNA from Megalops cyprinoides (Indo-Pacific tarpon), 6395 nucleotides. RefSeq names its product mucin-19-like. The record is from RefSeq and is a predicted model, not a curated record. Bases 46 to 5916 code for a protein of 1956 amino acids. The transcript has 45 exons. NCBI's taxonomy places the organism in Eukaryota, Metazoa, Chordata, Actinopteri, Elopiformes, Megalopidae. Gene Ontology annotation, cellular component: extracellular matrix. Gene Ontology annotation, molecular function: protein binding.